Molecule: messenger RNA, 3217 nt
Organism: Carica papaya (papaya)
Lineage: Eukaryota; Viridiplantae; Streptophyta; Magnoliopsida; Brassicales; Caricaceae
Product: Leucine-rich repeat protein kinase family protein
Biological process (GO): protein phosphorylation
Molecular function (GO): ATP binding; protein binding; protein kinase activity
Source: RefSeq, a predicted model, not a curated record
CAAGGAACUAGAUAUCUAUUUCUAGCAGCCAGGUUUUGUUGAGGGGUCGGAUUGAUUCUAUGGCCCUAAACUCCUUCUGGGUCUGUGUUAAUCUCUUUUUCAGUUUCUGGGUUGUUGCUUUCUGUGAUCCAGAUGGUUACUUGAGCUUAUCCUGUGGUGGAGCGACAAGUUUUGUUGAUUCAUCUAACAUCUCCUGGGUAUCAGAUGCUGCAUACAUAAGCACAGGCAAAACAACUACCAUUGAUUACACAGAGGGUGCCUCCUCUGAUGGUGUCCCAGUUCGUUUCUUCCCGGAUUCUGAUCAAGGUCGAAAAUGUUAUAAAUUGCCAUUGAUGAAUGUGUCAUCACUGGUUCUUGUAAGGGCAAAAUUUGUGUACAAGAACUAUGAUGGACUGGAAGAACCUCCAGCAUUCUAUGUCUCUCUUGGUACAGCCAUUACUAGCAAUGUAACUCUUGCUACGAAUGAUCCAUGGACCGAAGAGUUUAUCUGGCCAGUUACUACGGACACUCUUUCCUUCUGUUUGCAUAAUAUUCCAACCCAUGGAGCUCCGGUCAUUUCAUCACUUGAAAUUCGGCCACUCCCUCGAGGUGCUUACCAAACUGCCAUGGAAGAUUAUUACCCUGACAAGUCUCUGAGGAAGUGUUAUCGUAUUAAUAGUGGCUACAUGAAUGGCUCUCUGCGGUACCCUGUUGAUCCCUUUGAUCGCAUCUGGGAUGCUGAUCAAAGCUAUUCUCCCUUUCAUGUGUCAACUGGAAUCAACAUUUUUUCGAGCUUCAGCGAGUCAAAUCUUAGUGAAAGUCCUCCUGCUUCUGUUCUGCAAACAGCAAGAGUCCUUGCACGAAAAGAUGUCUUAAGCUAUGAACUUCCUCUUAAUACUGAAGGGGACUAUUACAUUGUCCUCUAUUUUGCUGGGAUUCUUCCUAUAUCCCCUUCUUUUGAUGUCAUAAUCAAUGGGGAUGUCAGACAAUCAAAUUAUGCAGUCCAAAACUCAGAAGCCAGUGCUCUAUAUUUUGUGGAGAAGGGAAUCUGGAGCUUGAACAUCACUCUGAAAAGCAUCAGAUUCACCCCCCAAAUCAAUGCAAUUGAGGUGUAUGAAAUUGUUGAUAUUCCAUCAGAAGUCUCCUCAACUACAGUUUCAGCGCUUCAAGUUAUUGAGCAGUCAACUGGUUUAGAUCUGGGAUGGCAAGAGGAUCCAUGCUCUCCUUUUCAAUGGAAUCACAUUGGAUGUGAAGGAAGCAUAGUCACAUCAUUAGAGCUUUCAGGGAUCAACUUGAGGUCUAUUAGUCCUACGUUUGGUGACUUGCUAGAUCUUAGAGCACUGGACUUGCAUAACACUUCACUUACAGGAGAGAUACAAAAUUUGGUUAGCUUGCAACAUCUUGAGAAACUGAAUCUGAGCUUCAAUGAGCUAACAUCCUUUGGGUCUGAUUUGGACCCCCUGGUUAGCCUUCAAAUUCUGGAUCUGCAAAACAACAGUUUGCAGGGAAUAGUCCCUGACAGCUUGGGAGAGUUAGAUAACCUUCACUUGUUAAACCUGGAAAACAAUAAACUGCAAGGUUCUCUACCAGUGUCAUUGAACAGAGAGAGUUUGGAAGUUAGAACAUCAGGGAAUCUAUGUCUUUCCUUCUCCACCUUGGCAUGCGAUGAUGUUUCAUCUAAUCCUUCAAUUGAGACACCUCAAGUCACUAUCUUAACCGACAAGAAACAUACUGAUAGUCAUUAUCAUUUAGCAAUCAUAUUUGGUGUGAUUGGAGGAGCCUUAUUUGGUCUUAUCUUCCUUUCUCUCACACUAUUUCUCUACACGAGAAAAAAGAGAACUGGCUUGACAUACACUCCAAGGCCAUCAGCAGAGGUCAGAAACUGGAAUGUAGCAAGAGUCUUUUCUUACAAAGAAAUCAAAACAGCUACAAAUAACUUUAAGGAGGUCAUAGGCCAUGGUAGCUUUGGAUCUGUUUAUCUUGGGAAGCUACAAGAUGGAAGACUAGUAGCUGUUAAAGUUCGCUUCGAUAAAACUCAACUUGGGGCUGAUUCUUUUAUUAAUGAGGUGCAUCUCCUCUCCAAAAUCCAUCAUCAGAAUCUUGUCAGUUUUGAAGGGUUUUGCUAUGAAUCGAAGCAACAAAUACUAGUCUACGAGUAUCUACCUGGUGGAUCACUAGCUGAUCACCUAUAUGGUCCUAGCAGUAAAAAAACCUCAUUGAGCUGGGUUCGAAGACUAAAAAUUGCUGUUGAUGCUGCGAAAGGAUUGGACUACUUGCACAAUGGAAGCGAACCAAGAAUCAUACACCGUGAUGUGAAGUGCGGUAACAUCCUAUUAGACAAGGAGAUGAAUGCUAAGGUCUCUGACUUUGGCCUCUCGAAGCAAGUGACACAGGCAGACGCAAGUCAUGUCACUACUGUUGUUAAGGGCACUGCAGGCUAUCUUGAUCCUGAGUAUUAUUCCACCCAGCAGCUGACAGAGAAAAGUGAUAUCUACAGCUUUGGAGUUGUCCUUCUAGAGCUUAUUUGUGGGCGAGAGCCAUUAAGUCACUCUGGAACUCCAGAUUCUUUUAAUUUGGUGUUAUGGGCGAAGCCUUACUUGCAGGCCGGUGCAUUCGAGAUAGUGGAUGAAAGUCUGAAUGGGACAUUUGAUGUGGAGAGCAUGAAAAAGGCAGCCUCAGUGGCUGUAAGGUCCGUAGAGAGAGAUGCAUUGCGGAGGCCAAAGAUUGCAGAUGUACUGGCUGAGUUGAAAGAAGCCUACUCUAUUCAGCUUUCAUAUCUCGCUGCUCGUGGGCAUGCUGAUUAACUAGAGACACAACAAGUACACAACCAAAUUAAAAGUAUUAUCUUAAGUUUAGCUGCCAAAUAUGUAAAAAGUGUUGGCUUUUGCAGAUUACACUACCGGUAUGUUAGACACGGUGCGUCUAAGGUAAUAUACUGGAAGAUAAACAAUAGGGAGGCUGUCCCUUCAAAUUUUACAAGUACAUAUAUCUAAUGGAGGUUGUCAGUUUAGUCUUUAUAGACAUAUUUUGGGGAAGGAUGGGUGUAUUUGGGAAGAAUAUGUGUACUUUUUUUGGCAAUCCUAGUAACAAGCUAUUUUUUUCUCUUCUUUAGAAAUUUGCCAGCUACAACUAAAAACUAAAGAUUCACACCAUGCAGUGCAGCCCAUGCCUAAGAGUUUCAGCAGCACACCAGGCUACAGAGGACUGAACGAGCCAAUUAAAAUUCUCUCACUAAGUC